This is a messenger RNA of Trichophyton benhamiae CBS 112371, 390 nucleotides long. RefSeq lists its product as uncharacterized. The transcript has a single exon. Bases 1 to 390 code for a protein of 129 amino acids. Lineage: Eukaryota; Fungi; Ascomycota; Eurotiomycetes; Onygenales; Arthrodermataceae. The record is from RefSeq and is a predicted model, not a curated record.
AUGGUUGAUCUGGUGGUGGCAGCUGCAGCGGUGCUACAUAUCAUGCAAAAAUUUCCAUGUCAGCAGUCUGCCCCCUCUCCUCCAUUUCCCCAGUAUCAAGAGAUUUGCGGCAGUUUUCAAGUCUGGCGGACCAUGAUUGAAAAACACUGCCGGGAAAUCAACUUACGAGACAGUCCAAGCACCUCCGGCGACGGUCUUGCGGCAGGAACGGCACUCCCAGAUACCAACAGCAGUGCGCUUAACGCUGUUCUUGCCGCAGAAUGUGCAGAUGUAACGGGCGUGCUGGGUGACUUCCAUCUUCUUCACCUGCUUUCGGAGCGAGGCACCGUAUCUAUCAUUUCACCCAGGUUAACCUUCGAUCUCCUUCCAUCUUCUUCGUUCGAGCAGUAG